Molecule: messenger RNA, 4801 nt
Organism: Abrus precatorius (Indian licorice)
Lineage: Eukaryota; Viridiplantae; Streptophyta; Magnoliopsida; Fabales; Fabaceae
Exons: 9
Coding region: 1-4497 (1498 amino acids)
Biological process (GO): DNA integration
Molecular function (GO): nucleic acid binding
Source: RefSeq, a predicted model, not a curated record
AUGGCAUACUUAAUCAAUCUUCUUGUAUUGUUACCCCCACAACAAAAUGGAGUAGUUGAACGUAAAAAUCGUUAUCUUAUGGACGUAGCCCGUGCUUUACUAUUUGAAAUGAAAAUUCCUAAAACUUUUUGGGCUGAUGCUGUUCUUACUGCUACAUAUUUAAUUAAUUGCAUGGCAUUAUCUGUGUUACAUGUCUUCAUCUUUGUCCAAUCUACACAUCCUGUUACACCUCUGGCUCCUAUUGAUACAGGUAAGAGAUCUUGCACAUAUCCUAUUUCUUCUUAUGUGACGUCUGCUCAUUUAUCCUUUACGUCUAAAUCCUUCAUGGCUGGUGUAGACUCUCUCUCUGUUCCUAAGACCCUUGCAGAUGUCCUCAGUCAUGAUGGUUGGAGACAUGCUAUGGAAGAAGAAAUGUUGACUCUUGAGACAAAUGAUACUUGGGAUUUGUUUCCUCUUCCCAAGGACAAACAGACUAUUGGUUGCACGCCUUAUUGCAAAAAGCUAGAUGUCAAGAAUGCAUUCUUACAUGAAGACUUACAAGAGGAGGUGUACAUCGAGCGAUCACCUGGCUUUGUUGCUCAGGUAGAGUGUGGAAGAGUAUGUCGCUUAAAGAAGUCAGUUUAUGGCUUGAAACAAUCACCUAGAGCAUGGUUUGGGAGAUUUAGUGACAUGAUUCUGGAAUUUGAAUUAGUAAGGAGUAGUGACAAAGAAGAAAUUGGCAACUUAAGAAAAUUUCUUCAAACCAAGUUUCAGAUAAAAGACUUAGGAAUUCUGAAAUACUUCUUGUUAGUUUAUGUCAUCUUCGACGAAUACUCAUUGGAAGCACUAAUCCGCUUUGUGAUGUAUUUGAACAAAGCAACAGGAAAAGGAUUUGUGUACAAAGAUCAUGGACAUGCACAGAUAGAGGCAUUUUCUGAUGCUGAUUGGGCAGGACCUAUGGACAGAAAAUCUACUAUCGGAUAUUGUGUGUUCUUGGGAGAAAUUAUGUCAAAUGAAAAGGCUAAAUCACUUCCAUCUAUAGAGCAACCUCCCACAUUAGAGUUAAAGCCUCUACCGGAGCAUUUGAAAUAUGUCUAUUUGGAACCAAAUGAAAAGCUCCCAGUUAUCAUCUCCACCAAGCUUGAUAGUGAUCAAGAGGAGAAGUUGCUAGAAGUGAUAAAAAAGCACAAAAGAGCCAUUGGGUGGACACUUGCUGAUAUACCAGGAAUUAGUCCCUCCAUGUGCAUGCAUAGAAUUUUGUUAGAAGAAGAUGCUAAACCGGUGAGACAACCUCAAAGGAGGGUGAAUCCCAUCAUCCUAGAUGUGAAAUCUGGACUUACAGUGGUCAGGAAUGAGAAGAAUGAAAUGAUACCCACCAGAGUCCAGAACAGCUGGAGAGUCUGCAUAGACUACCGGCGGCUGAACCAGGCCACAAGGAAGGACCACUUUCCAUUACCUUUCAUUGAUCAAAUGCUUGAAAGAUUGGCAGGUAAAUCCCACUAUUGCUUUCUAGAUGGUUACUCUGGUUAUUUUCAAAUUUGUAUUGCCCCUCAAGACCAGGAGAAAACCACAUUUACAUGUCCCUUUGGCACCUUCGCUUAUCGAAGAAUGCCUUUUGGCCUAUGUAAUGCUCCUGGCACAUUCCAGAGAUGCAUGUUGAGUAUUUUUUCUGAUUUAGUGGAGCAUUGCAUAGAGGUAUUCAUGGAUGAUUUCAUAGUUUAUGGCACCUCCUUUCAUGCAUGUUUAGUCAAUUUAGAAAAAGUCUUGAAGAGGUGUAUUGAAACUAACCUUGUACUUAACUUUGAGAAAUGCCAUUUCAUGGUAGAGCAGGGUGUAGUUCUAGGACACAUAAUCUCUGAAAAAGGUAUUGAGGUUGAUCCUGCAAAAUUGGAUGUUAUUUCACACCUUCCUUACCCCUCAUACGUGAGGGAGGUUCGUUCUUUUUUGGGCCAUGCAGGAUUUUACAGGAGGUUUAUCCAGAAUUUUUCCAAGAUUGCAAUUCCUCUUUCAAAGCUGCUGCAAAAAGAUGUUGAAUUCGACUUUGAUGAGGACUGCAAGGAGGCUUUCAACUUCCUUAAAAAAGCCUUAACCACCACACCAAUCAUCCAACCUCCAGAUUGGUCAAUACCCUUUGAGCUGAUGUGUGAUGCCUCAAAUUAUGCAGUGGGAGCUGUCCUUGCACAGCGGGUUGGUAAGGUCCCUCAUGUCAUUUAUUAUGCUUCUAGGACCUUAGACACUGCACAAUCCAAUUACACCACAACUGAAAAGGAAUUGUUGGCCAUCGUAUUUGCAUUAGAUAAAUUUAGAUCAUAUCUGUUAGGAUCAAAAGUUGUGGUGUUCACUGAUCAUUCUGCUUUGAAGUUUUUGCUAAAAAAGACAGAUUCUAAACCCAGGCUGAUAAGAUGGAUGCUCUUACUUCAAGAAUUUGACUUGGAGAUUAAAGAUAGAAGUGGAGCACAAAACUUGGUAGCAGACCACUUAAGCAGAAUAGAGGGAGUCCCUGAACUCAUUCCCCUCAAGGAUGAUUUUCCUGAUGAACAACUCUUAGAGUUGUGCACAUCACAUGUACCUUGGUAUGCUGAUUUGGUUAAUUUUUUGGUUUCAGGAAUUUUCCCUAUAAAUGCAUCAAAAAUUCAAAGGGACAAAAUUAAGAGCGAUGCCAAACAUUAUGUGUGGGACGACCCUUACUUAUGGAAGUUCUGUAAUGAUCAAGUGAUCAGAAGAUGCGUCCCUGAUGAGGAAAUCCCAUCCAUACUGCAGUUUUGCCACAAUUCGGUUGUGGGAGGACACCGUGGACCUCAAAGAACAGCAAGAAAGGUGUUGGACUUAGGAUUAUACUGGCCCUCCAUUUUCAAGGACUCUUGGCGAACAUAUUCUAUCUGUGAGAGUUGCCAGAGGUCAGGAGGAAUGAUCACCAGGAGACAGGAAAUGCCUCAGCAACCUAUCCUAUAUUGUGACAUCUUUGAUGUCUGGGGUAUUGACUUCAUGGGUCCCUUUCCCUCUUCCUUUGGUUUCUUAUACAUUUUACUUGUUGUUGACUAUGUUUCAAAAUGGGUAGAAGCUAAAGCUACAAAGACUAAUGAUGCUAGAGUUGUUGCAGAAUUCGUUUGCUCUAACCUAUUUUGCAGGUUUGGCAUCCCACGUACCAUCAUUAGUGACCAAGGGAGUCAUUUUUGCAACAAGACAAUGGAGGUCCUGCUGAGAAAAUAUGGAGUUCUGCACAAAGUUUCCACAGCCUACCACCCGCAAACGAAUGGCCAAGCAGAACUUUCCAACAGAGAAAUAAAGAAAAUACUUGAAAGAGUUGUACAGCCCCACAGAAAAGAUUGGAGUCGCAGGCUAGAUGAUGCCUUGUGGGCACACAGAACUGCAUUCAAAGCACCCUUGGGCAUGUCUCCUUACAGAAUAAUCAUUGGCAAGGCUUGCCAUUUACCAGUGGAAAUAGAGCACAAGGCAUACUUCCAGCAGGGGACAUUUCCACAGUUUCAGAAGGAGAUAGACAGACGUGGCUGGGGACUUUUCACUUCUUGUGCAGGCAAUGGGUGGAAGGACAUCACCCAGGAAUUCUAUGCUAAUGCCCUGCGCCUGGAAGAUGACACUUACCCUCCCAGGCACACCAUGGUCAGGGGUAAGCAAGUUAGUUUCACUCCAGCCACCAUCCAGAGGGUUUUAAACAUCCCCCUUCUGCAAAAGCAACCUGGCCAAUUGGAUUUCACUGCAUUCUCCAAACAAAAGGAAAAGGAUUAUCAGCCUAUACUUCAAGCAAUCUGCAUUGAAGGAGAAAAUUGGGAAUUUGAUUGUAAAAUGCAGCCCAAGAAUCUGACCACUAAACACCUUCUCCCUCCUGUCAAGGUGUGGAGUAUCUUUGUUGUCAGCUCAUUCAUGCCAGUCAUCCACACCUCCACCAUUGUAGUAAAGAGGGCAGAACUCAUCUAUGCUAUUCUCACUGGCAUGCCUAUCCAUGUUGGGGAGGUCAUCAGCAGCGCCAUGCUGGAAGUCCUUAAAAGGAGCAGAGAUUCUUUAGCUUUUCCCUCUCUAAUCACUAUGUUGUGCCAGGAUGCAGGUGUUGAUUUUGGAGACUACCAGCAGAGAAUUAGAGCACUUCCUCCCAUUUCCACUGCCUCGGUAAAGGACCUAUUUAAGCCAAAGAAGUCUUCAGACCCCGGUCUCACCUUGCCACCCGAAUACAAGAAGGAAACCCCUGCAACAAUCAAGGAGCAGCUGCAGCAAAUAGCACAGAGGCAGUCUGCCAUCCACUCUGGUCAAACCAGCAUGCUCCUCCUCAUGGAGACCAUGAUGCUGAACAUUGGCAAGAAGAUGGGGAUGAUUUCAGACCAGAUAUAUCAGGCACACCGUUUCCCUGCCCCUUUCCUCCGAGCUACUGUUCAGAAUGACUUGCCCCCAUUCAAUCCCAAUGCUCCCAGAGAUGUCCGCAACUCCAGUUCCUCAGAGGAAGCAGAAGAAGUAGAAGAAGAUGAAGGCGCCACCUCAUCUACCUCUGAUGAAGAUGCCAUUUAGUCCACUUUUCGUGUUUUCUUUUAUUUCUCUGCUUGUACUUAUUUUCUUUUAUUUUCCCAAGUAAUUAGGAACCACUUGUCCUUUUAUUGUCUUUCCGUUCCUGCUUUUAUGUUAUUUUCCUUCAAACAGUUAUGUUACCUCCCUUUUCGUUCUUUUUUCUGAACUCUUGUUAUCAUUGUGCAGAGAUGCCCUCAGUUCCAUCAAGAGGAGCAUCAUUUUACCCUGAACUUUGAAUACACCAUCUAUAAAAGGGGAGUGAACUCUUUGUCUCUAUUUUGCAUUUAUUUGUAGCUUACUUUUCCUG